Messenger RNA from Australozyma saopauloensis, 816 nucleotides. RefSeq lists its product as uncharacterized. The transcript has a single exon. Lineage: Eukaryota; Fungi; Ascomycota; Pichiomycetes; Serinales; Metschnikowiaceae. The coding region runs from base 1 to 816 and encodes 271 amino acids. The record is from RefSeq and is a predicted model, not a curated record.
AUGUCAUCUACUCAAUGUCUAGGUACCACAAGGAAAGGAACACGAUGCUUGAAAAAGGUUGCAAAUGGUCAAUGGUGCGUAUACCAUGAGAACCAAAACCCUGGCUAUAGCCAAAAGGGUACUUCUGUACGUACUGGAGGUCUUACCAUCGCUUCUGAUAACAAAGGUGCAAAACCUUUACCGAGUGUGGAGUUAUUGAAGCCCGGAUACAUCUAUGUGUAUACGCUUUCGGCGUUUCUUCUGAAAUCUGGCCAUGGAGGAUGGGUCCAGACUCGCAAUUUGGUCAAUCUGAACAAUCAUAGAAACGAGUGGGUUGAUGUAGACAUGAAAUCCCUGAAGAUCUUGCUUGUCAAGGUUGGAAUGACCACAAAGACUCCGGAAGUGCGCAUUCUGCAGUGGGAAGAAAAGUGCAACCACAAAUUGGCCUGUCUUUAUCCGACGAAACACAACCAGGACAAGAGUUCCCUCUUGGCUGCAUUCAAGAAGCUUUCAAUUGGCGCGCAACAAAAUUUUGAUUCCUACGAUAGCCUGCGGAAAGGUUUUUAUGUUCCAAAAGGUGUCGCCAUUGCAGAGAGGAGAAUUCAUGUCUUGCUCAAACAGAAGUAUGGAAGAGGGGAGAUCCAUUGCACUGGUUGUUCUGAGAAGCCUGCUCCCGAAUCUGACACUUCCAAAUUUUGGAACGUAUUCCGUGCGAAGGAGCUAAAAGUCGCAAAUUAUAAUAUCCACAAUGAAUGGUUCCCCGUCCCAAGAAAGGAAUUAGACGACGUCUAUAGAAUCAUCGACCAGGUCUGUUGCAGCAAACAGCCGCACACAUAG